Molecule: messenger RNA, 1107 nt
Organism: Dictyostelium discoideum AX4
Lineage: Eukaryota; Evosea; Eumycetozoa; Dictyosteliales; Dictyosteliaceae
Gene: tmem120
Product: transmembrane protein
Exons: 2
Coding region: 1-1107 (368 amino acids)
Cellular component (GO): membrane
Source: RefSeq, a predicted model, not a curated record
AUGAUGGAAUCAUUCUCUGAAACAAAGUCAUCAAUAGCUACCAAUAAAUCAACAACACCGACCCAUGAAGUUCAAAUAUCAAAAGAAUUACAAGAUAUAAAGAAUGAAGUAUUUGAAUUAAAAAAAAGUCAUGAACAAUGUAAAGAAAAAGGUAUUAAAGUAAAGAAGGAUAUUAAUGAUGUUUUUAAACAUGCCGAUGAUAUCACCAAUACAUUAGCAAAACAUGAAAAGGAAUCAUCACAACUCAUUAGUAGAAUCAAACAUUUAAAUGCAAAAGAGAAACAAUUAGAUAUCACCAAAGAGUUAUCAGCUCAUCUAGAUCAAAUCAAAGUCAAUGUCAAACGUGCAAAGGUAUCAUUCACCCCCGAGACUGGCAGUAUUUUCGUUCGUUUAUUCUUGGGACAAGUAAACGUUAAACAUAUGAGAGAGAAUGAAAAGUUUAGAUUAAAGCAAGAAUAUGAGAAAUUUAAAAAGAAAACCAAUCCACAAUUCAUUUUAUUCGUUGUAUUGUUAUUACUAUAUCCACAAAGUAGUUUUGUUACCACCAGUUGGCAGAUUUGGUUACUCUACUACUACAUCACAUUGGCAUUACGUGAAAAUAUUCUUUUAGUUAAUGGUAGUUCAAUUAAACCGUGGUGGAUUAUGCAUCAUUAUCUCUCGAUUGCUGGUUCAUUAACAAAUUUACUCUUCCCAUUGUCUGAAUCUUUCUCUUAUUUCCUCCCACAAGUAACUUAUUUCUCUGGUUGUCAAGGUCUUGUUCAAAUAUUGACAAAUCGUUAUCAACAAGGUCGUCUCUAUAAAUUGGUUGCAAUGGGUAAAGCAAAUAUUAUUGAUGUAACUGGUGAAUCUGAAGGUUGGGGUAAUGACCCUGGUUGGACACCAUCAGCUUUAUUCUUAUUUCCAUUUUUAUUAUUUGUACAAUUUUUCCAAUUAUAUAAUUCAUUUUCAUUCUUUGCAUUCGCAUACCAAAGAAGUGGUUAUGUUGAAUGGCAAGUAUUUUCAUGUGGUUUCAUAUUUUUAUGUCUUGGUCUUGGUAAUCUUCUUACUACUCUCUCAGUUUAUUACCAAAAAUGGAAAAACUUUUCAAAAUACAACAAAGAAAAUUAA